AGGCUAUUAUGUGUGGGCUAAUUGAGCGUUGCAGAUGGGGAUGCAGGCUCCAUCUCUUGCCCUUUCUCCCUUUCUCUCCUCCGCUCGUUCUACUGUUCUGUGACUUGCCUCAUAAGAGACAUCCAUCGACAAUUCGAUAUACCUACCUACCUACCUGGGUCUUAGGUAGGUAUCCUCCGCACAGAUGCACGAUACAUGCUGUCAGAGACGCAGCGAGUGUGUAGAGUGUAAAAGGGUUUCAGCGCUUGAUGAAACCACUUUCCCUUAAUAAUCAACGUAUCGUCAACUCCGACUUUGCAUUGCCGUUUAGGGAAAGCCGCUCAGCAGGUAUUCCCCGACGCAGAUCUUUCUGCAUGUCGGGUUAUAAAAGGCGGCAGAGUUGAGAGGUCGGCGGAGGGGACUGGACGGACUGGAUAGACUGGAGGGAUGAAAAGGUGGAUGAGGUGGCAACGAGCGAAAUCGCGUGCGCGCGAAUGAUAGAAUUGCAAGGGCAGAGGCGGUCAAGAACUAGGCGGCAUGUAGGCGACAUGCAAAGCUCACCCAGCACCAGACCCAGCACCAGCACCAGCAGCAUCAAGACCACUCUCUGUUCGAAUCAUGGUUCGCGGAACAAGCUCGUCACACCUAGGAUUGCGCGUCGCCAAGAGCUCUCUGCAGGUGAAUAGAUGGAUAGAUUGAACCAGAUAUUCCAGAUAUUUCAGAUAUUCACUCAUUG
This is a messenger RNA of Annulohypoxylon maeteangense, 715 nucleotides long. RefSeq lists its product as uncharacterized. The transcript has a single exon. Lineage: Eukaryota; Fungi; Ascomycota; Sordariomycetes; Xylariales; Hypoxylaceae. The record is from RefSeq and is a predicted model, not a curated record. The coding region runs from base 9 to 224 and encodes 71 amino acids.